Molecule: messenger RNA, 1778 nt
Organism: Monodelphis domestica (gray short-tailed opossum)
Lineage: Eukaryota; Metazoa; Chordata; Mammalia; Didelphimorphia; Didelphidae
Gene: TM7SF2
Product: transmembrane 7 superfamily member 2
Biological process (GO): cholesterol biosynthetic process
Cellular component (GO): nuclear inner membrane; endoplasmic reticulum membrane
Molecular function (GO): Delta14-sterol reductase activity
Source: RefSeq, a predicted model, not a curated record
GUGGGAGGAGGGUGGCGAGGCAGCGAUGAGCUGAGGCUGGGGCGGAGAGAUUAGGAGGUGCGGCGAAGCCCUACCCCACCUAUCCUAACCCCGGCCGCGGCCCCUGCCCCAGUCCGGCAGCCCCUGGGUCAGCCUGCCUGCGGGACCGCAGGGAAGCGGGGCGGCCUGCCCAGUUUUCGGCCUGCUGUCGCAGCGCCCUGGGGUUCCUCAGCCCCGUUCCCUUUGUCUUUCUUUCCCUCCGCCUUAGAUCCAGGACCAUGGCUCAGCAGCAGACUGCCCCGAGCCCGGCCGAACUUGAGUUUGGGGGGCCCCUGGGGACCGCUGCCCUGCUGCUACUGCUCCCUCUCACCCUCUUCCAUCUGCUCCUCACCUGCCACUCGGGCCCCUGCAGCCUGCUGAGUCUGCCCCCGGAGCUGCCCCCGCUCUCUGCCUUCUGGAGCUCGGGGGCGCUGCUGCUGCUGCUGUUCUGGCUGGGCUUCCAGGCCACGCUCUACCUGCUGCCCAUGGGCCAGGUGACUGAGGGCAGGAUGCUGAGAGACAAGAGCCACCUGCAGUACCCACUUAAUGGGUUCCGGUGCCUGGGGCUGACAGCCCUGCUGGUGGGCCUGGGGCUGGCGGGGGGCCUGCCCCUUGGGAACCUCUCCGAGAUGCUCCUGCCACUGGCUUCAGCAGCCACGGUGACAGCCUUCUUCCUCAGCCUCUUCCUCUACCUCAAGUCCUUUACGGUGCCUCCCUCGGCCCUGGCCCCUGGGGGAAAUUCAGGGAACCCUGUUUAUGACUUCUUCCUUGGCCGAGAACUCAACCCUCGUUUUGGAUCCUUUGACCUCAAAUAUUUCUGUGAGCUGCGGCCAGGACUGAUGGGCUGGGCCUUGAUUAACCUGGCUCUGCUGCUGCGGGAGGCUGAGCGCCAGAGGGGGUGGCCUUCCCUGGCCAUGGGGCUGGUCAGUGCUUUCCAGUUUAUCUACGUGGCUGAUGCUCUCUGGUACGAGGAGGCAGUUCUUACCACCAUAGACAUCAUCCAUGAUGGCUUUGGCUUCAUGCUGGCUUUUGGGGACUUGGUCUGGGUCCCCUUCAUCUACAGUCUGCAAGCCCAGUUCCUUCUGAACCAUCCCCAGGCCCUGGACCUGCCUGUGGCUGGGGCCAUCUGUCUGCUAAAAGUGAUCGGCUACGUUAUCUUUCGUGGGGCCAACUCCCAGAAGAACACCUUCCGGAGGAACCCUUCUGACCCCAGUGUGGCUGGGCUUGAGACCAUCCCCACGGCGACAGGGCGGCACUUGCUGGUGUCAGGGUGGUGGGGCCUGGUCCGCCAUCCAAACUAUCUUGGAGACCUCAUCAUGGCUCUGGCCUGGUCCCUGCCCUGUGGGGUGACACACCUCCUUCCCUACUUCUACUUUUUCUACUUUGUCAUCCUACUGGUGCACCGAGAGUACCGCGAUGAGCGCCAGUGCCUCCAGAAGUAUGGCCUGGCUUGGCGGGAAUACUGCAGGAGAGUGCCUUACCGCAUAGUGCCCUACAUCUACUGAGCCAGCCUGGCUGGCCAUGGCCAACCGAUGAGGGAACAGGACCAGGGCUGGGGGGCCCUGCCCUCAGCCCCCCAUCGUUGGAGCUUUCCUCCCUAGACUGAUCAAGUGGUUGUGGCUCCAAGUCGAGGUGCAGACGGCACUUCCUCUUCCACUUCAGUCCCCUUGGAUGGCUGGACAUACUCUCCAAUGACUACGAGAGGGGGGAAGGAGGCAUGCAGGUGGGCACCCGGAAUAGAGCUCUGAUGGUAGAACCUG